GGGGCGGGAGGGGUAGGGGCGCUGCCGGCAGCGCUGAGGGCCAGCGGGUCCGCUCGGGCCCGGGGCGGGGGCCCCCAUGGAGGCGGCACGGAGCUGUAACGGGUACCCCCGGCAGGAGCGGCCGCCGCCUCCCUCCGCCUCCCAGCCGGCGGGCGCUGAGAAGCCCCGCGUCCCUCCCGGCGGCGGGGCGGGGGGGGAUGGUUGGCGGGACGAGCGUCCCCGCAGCGAGGAGGACAACGAGCUGAGCUUGCCCAACCUGGCGGCAGCCUACACCAGCAUCCUGCGGUCGCUGGGCGAGGACCCCGAGCGGCAGGGGCUGCUGAAGACGCCCUGGAGGGCGGCCAUGGCCAUGCAGUUCUUCACCAAGGGCUACCAGGAGACCAUCUCGGAUGUUCUGAAUGACGCCAUCUUUGACGAAGAUCACGAUGAGAUGGUAAUUGUGAAGGACAUAGACAUGUUCUCAUUGUGUGAGCAUCACCUCGUUCCAUUUGUUGGAAAGGUACAUAUUGGUUACCUUCCUAACAAACAAGUUCUUGGCCUCAGCAAGCUUGCUAGGAUCGUGGAAAUAUACAGUAGAAGAUUACAAGUCCAGGAGCGCCUGACCAAGCAAAUUGCAAUUGCCAUCACAGAAGCCUUGCAGCCUGCUGGAGUUGGAGUGGUGGUUGAAGCCACGCAUAUGUGCAUGGUAAUGCGUGGGGUACAGAAAAUAACCAGUAAAACAGUAACCAGCACAAUGUUGGGGGUAUUCCGGGAAGAUCCAAAGACCCGUGAAGAAUUCUUGACACUCAUCAGGAGCUGAAACUCUUUUACUCUCUAAAUGCACCUGAGAGGUUGUUCUGUCCAGUGUCAAUGUCUGUCCUUCCUUGUUCCUGCAUCUCACUUUGAAACUAAAUCGUUGUGAAUUGUUGUCACAGUCUUUGUGCAGUAAAAGACUUUUGAUGGCAAAUGCAAAAUGUAGCCAUGAGGUUGGCUCCUUCUGGAUUUCCAAUGAUGCUGAUGUCACAGAAAAUUACAAGCUGUGAAUUGGGGGUUAGGAAUGGUUUUUGCCCCACCUACGCUGCAGGAUACGCUGCUGUUAGGAGAAAAAUGGAGCUCGGGAGUGAAACAGAUAUUGAUGAAAUGGUGAUGUUUGUUAGAAUAAAUAAGGAGCAGCAGAGGGAGGAGCUGAAAGGCUCUGGAUCCUGGUAGGACCACUUCUGCUGCAGGCACUGUGCCUCUGCUGAAAUGGAUGGCCCUGAAUUCUCUCUGACUGUAUUUUAUUACCAGUUCUGCAGUGACUUCAGUAUCUGGAUAUGUAUGUUAUACCUCUUUGAGAUGUUACCGCUGGUGGUGUUUUAUAUUCUUGCCAACUCUGUUUUUUGUGUGUGUUCUUUUCUUUGAGAAAUUGAAAACACAUUUUUCUUAGCCUCUUAACAUGCCAGGAAACCAACUUCUAAAUCACUCGGGGCACAGUCUUAACACAAUGUAAAGGGUUUUGUGCACCUUUUUGCUCUGUGCCUCAAUGUUUGACCACUUCAGCUUUCUUACUAUCUUAAAGCAAAAUUUAACACGAUGAGGUGGGAGGAAGAAAACCCCAGAGUCUUUCUGCAACGUGCUAAGAUAUCCAAAGAGGUUUUUAAUGAUAUUUAUAUCUUGAGCUUUCCUUCUUGGAAUUUUUGUGGGUUAGAAUGAGAAGGCUAAGUCUGGUCUGGUAAUCUGAAAAUGAAGAGUUCUCUUCAGAUAUUUCAAUACUUGCAUCUCUCAAAUGUUGGACCAAAGGUGAGCACUGAAAUCCUGAGCACAGCACAUUGUACCUCUCCUGCCUGAGGGCAGGUCAUUUCAGGACAAAGAAACCUGAAGUGACAACUUAUUUCAUCAGAGCAAUUGAAAAAAGCCAAUUUCUAGGGCCAUCAAAAUGAAUUAAACCACUUUUUUUUUUCUGUGCAUGUGGCAACCUCUGCAUGUGGCAGUAUUGGUACACAAAGUUUUUUCAGUCAGCUGGACUUGGCUGAACUUCUUUGUUAGGAUUCCAGUGGGUGUUUUGUAACUCUUAAUUGGGAAAACAUGAGGCACAAAUGAAAACCACCCUUCUCAAAAUAAGCACGGGAGGCAAAACUUGGAGCAAUAAAAUGCCAGCCAGGGUGUCAGAUGGUUGCCACUGCAGGUUGCCAUGGUUGUAUCUGCUUUUCCCAAUAUGAAUCCAAGAUGUUCUGUACAGUAACCUCAAAGGCAGCUCCUGAUCUGGCAAGGUCCAGCUUACCAACUUUCUGGGCUCUUGCUUCAACCAGUGUUGGAAAUGAAAUGAAAAUCAUGUCUGGACAAAUUUCCAUUGGGUCUAAAGAACUUUCAAGAGCAGCAACCUCGUGUGUUCAAUUACACUAAUCUACCUUGAUGACCUUCACAGCAUUAUUGGAAAAAUCCUUUCUAAUAUCCUCUGUCCUGGAUUCUGUAGAGUUAGGUGCUAUCAAAGUGUUUGUCUGCUAGUGUAAAUGAGCUGUGUGUGUUGCACAUUUAUAAAAUACACUAACUCUAUGGCAUUUGUUGUUCUUAAAUGAUUAAGAGCAGGUAUUGCCACUCUUGAGGUCUGUGUAUGUUUCAGAUACCCAGCUGAAAAGCCUUAAAUCUUUCUUGCCUGAAGUUCAGAGUAAAACUCUUUCUCUUUCUAGCUCAACAACUGGAAGGAGAAUCUGAGGACCAAAGGAGCACACACUAGUCCAUCUCUUUCUCUUUGCUUGCUUCAGUUUGGAAAUUAAGUCUCUGCAGAACACUGUCUUGUUCCUGAAAUAAUGAAAAGUUGCAUUUUAACCACUUAUCUCUAUUCUGGAUAAAGUUCAUGUUGCACCAUGGCUGUUUCAUUUUGAUGUGACCUGUAGUCCUUAAAACAUGUCUCUCUCUCCUCGUGGCCUUGGAUUUUGUUCACAUUUUUGUUGUAAGACCUGGUGUGUUUUUUGGACCAUUGGUAUUGUUCAAAUACACAAGCUUUAACUACACCCAGUGCCUAUAGGGGUGUAGAAUGCACAGCCUGUUGUACCAUGUGUAAGUCCAUUGUCUCUAAAGCAUUAAAGCACAGUGUUAUCCUUUGGA
Molecule: messenger RNA, 3063 nt
Organism: Apus apus (common swift)
Lineage: Eukaryota; Metazoa; Chordata; Aves; Apodiformes; Apodidae
Gene: GCH1
Product: GTP cyclohydrolase 1
Exons: 6
Coding region: 77-799 (240 amino acids)
Biological process (GO): tetrahydrofolate biosynthetic process; tetrahydrobiopterin biosynthetic process
Cellular component (GO): cytoplasm
Molecular function (GO): GTP cyclohydrolase I activity; zinc ion binding; GTP binding
Source: RefSeq, a predicted model, not a curated record